Molecule: messenger RNA, 1671 nt
Organism: Tachysurus fulvidraco (yellow catfish)
Lineage: Eukaryota; Metazoa; Chordata; Actinopteri; Siluriformes; Bagridae
Product: gastrula zinc finger protein XlCGF49.1-like
Exons: 2
Coding region: 611-1294 (227 amino acids)
Biological process (GO): regulation of transcription by RNA polymerase II
Cellular component (GO): nucleus
Molecular function (GO): RNA polymerase II cis-regulatory region sequence-specific DNA binding; DNA-binding transcription activator activity, RNA polymerase II-specific
Source: RefSeq, a predicted model, not a curated record
CCUCACAUACGCGGAAGCGGAACAAACCACUAGCUUGUCGGUUCUCAAGUCAGUUCUUCUCUCCACAAUAAACUGGAUCACACCCAGUGUGAGUGUAAACAGGGUCGUGUCUUUAUUUUCACGGAGAUAUUGUUCACUUUCAGCUGUACGCAUUGACCGUGGUUCGGUUCGUGUAUCGGCUCGCCGUGUCGGCUCAUGUGUCGGCUCGUGUGUCUACACCAACUACACCAAGAACUGUGUGCUGUUUCUAAUUACUGCUUCUCGCUAGUGUAGGUUGUGGCUGUUAUACAGAUAAAAAAAUACCACAGGAAUUCACCAGUGUGUUUAUAGUCAGAGUGUGAACUCCAGAGACUCCACGUGACUCCAGAUCACCUCACCUGGAUGACUGUUACCUCACCUGGAUGACUGUUACCUCACCUGGAUGACUGUUACCUCACAGACAUAGUGCUGGAUCUUGGUUACAACACCCCACCUAGGCUACUCGGACCAUAGGACACUCAUCAGACUGGUUCUGUAAACCCUGGCCAGCAGUAAACCAUUAUUAUUACUUUUUUAUAUAGAAGCUCCAUCUGAAUUCAUAGAAUUCCGUCGGUUCCUGCAGCCCUUAAAAAUGUAUCACUGCUCAGAUUGUGGGAAGAGUUUUAAAAGAAGCUGUAAUUUCAGAAAUCACCAGCACAUCCGCAGAAAGAAGCAGCUGAAUGACUCCUCACAUGGUAGGAAGAGUGUUAGUAGGCAGCGUAAAGGCCAAAAGCGUGAGCAAAUCCACAAGGGAGAGAAGUCGUAUUAUUGUGAGCUGUGUGGCGCUGGUUUUACCAGAAAGUUAAAUCUCCAACGGCACAAGCUCAUCCACACGGGAGAGAGGCCGUAUCCCUGCUCCCAGUGUGGAAGCAGUUUUUCACGUCUGAGUCAUCUCCAACGGCACAAGCUCAUCCACACGGGAGAAAAGUCACAUCAGUGUGGAGCGUGUGGGAAGAGUUUUAUGCGAGAAGAUCAUCUCAAACAACACCUUCUCAUCCAUACGGGCGAGAAGCCCUUUCGCUGUGAAGAAUGUGGCAAGAGUUUUCGUCAAAAGGUUAGCCUUUAUACACACAUGCCCAUUCACACAGGAAAGAAGCCGUAUCACUGCUCGCAGUGUGAGAGAAGUUUUGUCGAACUGCGUGCCCUACAAAACCACCAGCGGACACAUACAGGACUGAAGUCGUUCCACUGUUCACAGUGUGGAUUGAGCUUCACUCAGUUAAGAUCACUAAGGGCUCACAGGUCCCUUAAACAUAAAGCCAAAAGCUCAAAUUAAGUUUUUUUUUUUUAAAGUGAGGUAAAGGGAAAUUCUGGGAUAAGGCGACAAUAUGAAUCGAUUUUAAUGUUGUGUUUUAAUUUAGUGUUCAUUACUUUCAUAAAAGCAUCUCUAUCUUUUGAUAAGUUACUAAUAGUUCACUUUCAGAUAAAAUAAGCCUAAUUCAUUGUGCCUUGACUUUGAUUGUGCCUAUAUUGUGAUCUGCUAGUGUUUGUUGAUGUCACCCAGCUUUGGCUCACUUUCAGUAAGGGGAUUGGGAUUGUUAGCGAGUUCAAGCAAAAGUUAAUCUUCCAUUAGGACGAUUGUGUUUGUUUAAGAAAUCUGUAAAAUCUGUCGUAGGCUAAUAACGAUGGUCGAUUUUUGGGAGGAAUAUGAAA